AUGCUCAUAUCCUCGCGACCAUCAACAUUCCGUUUUUUCACAUCCUUGUUUCUAAAAAUAAUACCAACCAUUCUCUUUACUCCCACCCGAGUUCUCUCUACUCUCACUAUAUAUUCCGAAUCCCAAGCCGUACUCGGAUCAUUUUCAAAUGUAGACUUUGUGCUUGCAAACUCAAUUGACUAUGGAACAAUUAAAGGUCGAAUAGAGAUUGUAUCGUUCGCUAAUAGUACGACAGAAAACCCCUGUCGGAUAGAUCCAUUACAAGAUAAUAUAGACAUACUGGUCGUGCCAUUCGAACUAGCCUUUAGCCAAGGAUGUAGAAGCUACGCUGAUAUCUUAAAGGAUAAUGGAUGGUAUAAAGACCCCGAUAAAAAUCCCGCGGCUGGUGACGAAAAUGACGUGCCAACGCUAGCAGAAUUAGUCACCACCCAGACUACGUACGAGACAGUAACCGGUCCUGAUGGGCAAGUAUCUGUUAGUACUAAGGUAUCUGUCGAGACGAUUACCGUUGCUUCUACGCCUGGAUCAAUGCCCACCACAAUUACUACAGCUGCACAGCCUGCUUCAGCUUCACAACCGGCACAACCUACACCAGCUGGAAACCCUACUCCAACAGCAGCGGGUGUAGUACCCACCGCCCUCGUUUCAUCAAUAGUAAAUACAGCUACAGGAGUGGUUGGAGGAGUGGUUGGAGGAGUGAAUACUGUUGUUGGUGGAGUGGUUGGAGGAGUGAAUACUGUUGUUGGUGGAGUGAAUACUGUUGUUGGAGGAGUGAAUACUGUUGUUGGAGGAGUAGUUACUGGGGUUGGCAUACCGACUACGAUAAAUGGCUUGACAACGCUUUUACCGAUUCCUUCCUUAAGCUCAAGCCUAUCUGUAGGAUUGCCAAUAAUACGCCCUCGAAAUCGAAAUCGAAAACGCGACAUAAAUAAUAUGGCGCAAAAGAUUCUCGUAAUAACUUCUGGUAAUGGAGGCGUACCUGGACUGGACGAAAUUUAUGCCGGAGACAGAAAAAUUCUCGCUAAUUCUAUUCCAUCGAUUAGUCUUGUCAGUCAAGACGAUAUGAGUGGAAUCAGAGGAUUGGGAAGUAUUAUAUAUACGGGUGAGAUUACUUCAGAUCAUGGCCCAUGGAUUACUCUUGUUCAGAGUGCUGCAUGGAUAGUGUGGUCACUGGUUAUGGGUAUUGCAUAUUUUGCCAUCACCACAAUGUGUCUGUAUUGUCUGGUAAAGACUUAUAGUCGAAUAGGCUAUGUGAUAACAAAUGCAAAGUAUUGGAUUUAUCCCGGCAUCAUGCUUGUUUGUAUUGCCUCGGCGAUAAUCCUUGAAGUGAGUCCCGGUAGCAUUCAUGAAGCCCGCAUACCUUUGAUUGGUUAUGCUUUCAUAAUCUGCUUUAAAAAUUUAAUGUUGAUAAUAAUAUUCACUGCUGUCGAAAUGGUAUGGAAAAAAGCCGCCGAAAUCAUGUGUCAAAAACACAAUCACCACACAUUGCUCUCUCGUAGAUUAUCUCUAGUAUACACCUAUCUACUCCGCUUAUGCGUUUUCUGUUUUACAAUGGCAUUCGUUGUACGCAUGGUCUCUUAUUCUCACGUGAAUCUUCCAUGGGUGAUGACAGCGUUGAAGGUGGCUUUCUUGGUAGAUUGUGUGUGUCUACUUAUAUUAGCUCUGGAAUUUAUUAUAUUCGGAACGUUUAUGGUUACCGCGUUAAAGAAAGCAGUCAUUAGCUCUGCGAAACAAAGGUUGAGAUCGAAGGCGGCUAAAAAGGUCAGUUAA
Messenger RNA from Paraglomus brasilianum, 1770 nucleotides. The record is from the annotation of a GenBank genome assembly. NCBI's taxonomy places the organism in Eukaryota, Fungi, Glomeromycota, Glomeromycetes, Paraglomerales, Paraglomeraceae.